Colletotrichum acutatum is the source of this 690-nucleotide messenger RNA. RefSeq lists its product as uncharacterized. The transcript is spliced from 2 exons. The coding region runs from base 1 to 690 and encodes 229 amino acids. NCBI's taxonomy places the organism in Eukaryota, Fungi, Ascomycota, Sordariomycetes, Glomerellales, Glomerellaceae. The record is from RefSeq and is a predicted model, not a curated record.
AUGAACCUUUGGGUUGGUGUCCCGGGAGGUUCAAGCCGUCUCCAUAAUGAUGCUCGCCCGCCAAGUACCCGUCGUACCCAGUUUCAAUAUCCGUCCCAUUCAAACAAGUUGAAGCCUGAAGCCCAACAAACAACGGUCCGAAAAGUCAAGUCUCGAGCACAACAGGUUCCGAAUUGUACCCGGUCCAACUGUCCAGGGGAGCCGUCUCCAUUGAUCCCACCAAAGCUCCAGAGUCCAGCCUCCAGCCCAGAGUCUGGAUACCUUCUCGUUUGCCCAUUCUUCAGCGUGAGGUCAUGUAUGGAGUACAUCCCCCUCCGUCGCGGUGUCACCCCUGCAGCUCAGACACCGGAACAUGCAGAGCGCAGUGGAUGUCCCUCUCCCAGCAGUCCCAGGGCCAUCGCUCUGCAGUGCUUCCAUCGGGAAAACCUCCCAGAGGCUACGGAGCACGGAUCCCAGCAGGUGGAUGUGGAAGGCCUCAACUUGGAGGGUUGGCUAUGGCUGGGAAUUCCUCCACCAUUACGAAUUCGUUUUGCUGCUGUUGCCGUCUUUGCUUGCUUGCAGCUCCAUCUGCCAUGCAUCACGAUUCACCGCAGCCCACCACCACCACCACCACCAACCAGCUGUUCUCCCCAUGUUCCAAUUCCAUAUCCCAUGUGCCAAAUGGCCCAGUACCUGUUUGACCGUCUCUGA